AGUGGGUGAGCUUUGUACUUUUCUUACAACAAUACAAACAGUGUACAUUUAGAGCGAUACUAUACGUUCCGGAAUUAGUGUUUACUGUCCGUCGUCUCACAAAGCAAGGUUUGGACGAAAUAUAGCUAUCUGUUUAUGAAGUGUGGCACAAUGCUAGAAGACUACUCACCUGUUGCCCAGGCGCUGCUGGGCACUCUGUUCACUUGGGGCCUGACUGCUGCUGGAGCCGCGAUGGUAUUCAUCUUCUCCAGUCGACAGAAGCACGUCUUGGACGGAAGUUUAGGAUUUGCAGCAGGGGUAAUGUUGGCUGCUUCCUAUUGGUCUUUGCUGGCACCAGCAAUCGACAUGGCCGAGGAUUCUGGGAAGUACGGCUCAUUUGCCUUUCUUCCCGUGGCCAUUGGAUUCACACUUGGAGCAGCUUUUGUUUACUUUGCUGACGUCGCCUUGCCCUUGCUGGGUGUAUGUGCCGACCCCCACAUUGCCUUGGCCCUUGCUUCGGAAUCCAAGCUAGUCAAGGAGAAAGCAGAGGAUCAGUUUUAUCCAUUGUCUGAAUCCCAAGCCAUCAAGAUAGGUAGAGCUGGACCUCUCUCAGAGGAGGGUCUUCAGCUUCCCAGGAAGAGAGUAUCUCAUUGGGAUAGCUCAGAUGUUCAACAAACAGAGAGUAAACAUCCAGAAAUGGCUGGACGUUCAGGAAGCAGCUGGAGACGCAUCCUCCUACUCAUCCUCGCCAUCACUAUUCACAACAUCCCAGAGGGCUUGGCUGUGGGGGUUGGAUUUGGAGCAAUUGGAAAGACUUCAUCUGCUACUUUUGAGAGUGCAAGGAAUUUGGCUAUCGGUAUUGGUAUCCAGAAUUUCCCGGAAGGCCUCGCAGUGAGUUUGCCACUUCGAGGGUACGGGGUCUCAACAUGGAUGGCCUUCUGGUACGGCCAGCUCAGUGGCAUGGUUGAGCCCGUUGCUGGGAUGCUGGGCGCCGUCGCCGUGGUGUUGGCUGAGCCCCUGUUGCCAUACGCCCUGGCGUUUGCUGCUGGGGCGAUGGUUUACGUAGUGGUUGAUGACAUCAUACCUGAGGCUCAAGUCAGUGGGAACGGGAAGCUGGCAUCUUGGACAUCUAUCUUGGGCUUUGUAGUGAUGAUGUCACUAGAUGUGGGGCUGGGCUGAAUCACCGCGACGACCGGCAUCGCCUCAACAACAGAUGCCUCCAUAGCCAUCAUCACCACGACGCCGCUGACCCCAGUGUCAAAGAAUGGGACCAAAUCAAGUAUUACACAUUUUGACACUUUUCCACAGUACAGCAUGAACUCCUGGCGCCAUAGUAAACCUUCCUCACUGACUCAUCUAACUACACUGUGAUUGUGUGGCGGCUAUUUCUGCUUGACUGUUUGUUAUGCAAUGAAGACCUGAUAUCGCCACACUGUGACUAUUCUCUAUAUCCCGACCUCAUUGUCGUACAGUUAUGUCCACACGUAUUUGGACAGUGACUGAGAUUGUAUGGGUUUGCCUUUUACACCACCACAGUGGAUUUGAAAUCAAAACAUCUGCACCACAUAGACUUUCAGCUGCACGUUAGGAGCGUUUACAAAAAUAUCGCAUUUCACUUAUUUGAAAAUGACGGCCAUUUUAUGUACCUCCGUUUUCAGGGGUUCAAAUGUAUUUGACCAAAAUGGCAUAAGUGAGUACAGUGUUCCCUCGCUCUGUCGCGGUUCACCUUUCGUGUAUUCGCUGUUUGGCAGAAUUUUUUUAGUGCUUCUUUUUUUUAUUAUUACAGCGUAUAAACACUGUUACAGGCCGAGCCUGGCCCUUUAAGAAGAAUUGCAUUGUGGGAAAUUAAGUGUCUCUCUCUCUCUCUCUCUCUUCCCUCUCUGUCUGUCUGCGCCGCCCAUUGUUUUCUGCGUCCUGAUUGGCUGUAGACCAUUGUUAAUCAAUCUCCUUUGUGCCGCCCCGCUGUGUCCCCUGUGUCAUCCCUAGCAUGGUUGCUUGCUAGCUUGUAAAUGAAUCUUUACGCCCGGGACCACCAGCGAAUGGCGAAAAAACACUAGUAAUUAAUCCAGAACCCUCCCCUUGUCUCUUCAGUUGCCAUUGUUCACUCACGACACACUCACUAAUAUGCCUCAUUCAACGCAUUCCAAGUAUGAAAUGUAUAGGUACUCCAUACGUUCCGUUGCCAAACAAAGUUUUGCGUUUCAGCACACAACUAUGGUGCAUUCAAGGACCACCGAACAAAGUGCAAAAUCGAAAAAACACAAUCAAUGAAGCAUACAGGCAUAAACAUGUCAAAUUGUUGGUCUUUCUAACAGUGGUAUGUGUAUGCUGUACAUUUUAUCUGUGUUAUCACGUAUUUAUAAAUUAGCGCCCACUAAUGGCGUAUGCCUACGGGAUGUGUUUUUUGCAGAAAAAAAAGGGGAUAAAUAAAAAAGUCUAGAUUAUUUUUUGACCAAAAAUCUGCCAUUGUGCAUGGAUCCACUGUAUACAAUAAGUUACAUGGUUUCUUUACAUGGUUUCAGACAAGUGCAAAAGUAACACAGUGUGAAUUAUUAUUUACUUUUUUGUAACUUGAAGUAAGACAUUAAUAUUUCCAGCUUGUGUGAGGCAUGCGUUGGAUCAUCCUUAUGCAUUCUUUAGAUACCGGACAUCCAAGUCGACCAUAGAGUCUUAUUCCAGCGCUUGGAAGACAAUUUAGACAUGUUUAAUCUGGUUUUCCGAUGCAUGAAUGUUCCAAGUAGUUGGCACUUUGUUUAAAGCCGCUGUGUUUAUAUUGAUGAAGGCAUCUUUUUACUGUAGUUGUGGACACGUCUGUGUAGGCUCUCAGUCGUACAGGAGUUGUCCAUCGAGGAAAAGGCUUCUUGAGACGUCAUCUGUACUUCUGUGAAGAAGGUGUCGGACGUUUCGCUCCUCAUUCGAAGAGCUUCGUCAGUGAACUAAUAAGUGCUGGUAGCUUAGGCCUUAAAUACAGUAAGAGUGGGCGGAAUUGGUGUGCCAACACCCUCCUCCUAUUGGUUCCUUACACUAAGCCUGGGCGGAGUAGUGGUAUAAUCCUAUCCUGUUAUUAACACCUCCGAUAAAAGGGAAGUGUCGCUCCCUGAAUUGGGUAUGAACAACUCUGAUACUGGCUUAGUUCGCUGACGAAGCUCUUCGGAUGAGGAGAGAAACGUCCGACACCUUCUUCACAGAAGUACAGAUGACGUCUCAAGAAGCCUUUUCCUCGGUAGUUGUGGACAGUUUUGACAGCCGACCUUCUCCAUAGUAGUCUUGACUUUUGCUGAGCUUGCGAAACCAUUCUGUAAUUGUCCACUGAAGCUGCCUUGCAUGAAAAGCAACUCAAUACUUUUUUAAAGUAAUGUAAUAUAAUGCAAAAUUGAACAUUUGUAGGGCAUGCUUUGGAAGUUUGUGUUUAGGACCACUGACGUAUCGUAAUUUGACCCCGAAAAUGUCAGGAAAUAAGGAUAAUAAUAUAAUAAUAAUGAAAUAAUAAUAAUAAAACAAUGUAUUUUCUAAAGUAAUGAAAUGAAUUGAAAACAGGCAUAUCCUGCAUAAAAUACCAUAUUUUUUGUAAAACUUCUUAAAUUAAAGCUCCAUAUUUUAGCAAUUACUGAUCGUAAAUUCACUUCCUGUGUUUAAAUGGUAAUAUUUUCUAAUUGGAAGCGGGGGGAAAAAUGACAACGUGUCACGAUUGAUGGCUUAUAAGCAAUAAUAACAACAGAACAAUCCUUAUACACUCCUGAUUAAAAUCUUAAGACCAGUUAAAAAAUGGCUAGAAUUUGCAUUUUGCACAUUUGGAUCUUAAUGAGGUUUUAAGUGGAGCUACAAUAUGCAAAAACAGAAGGGGGAGUGAGAUAAAAAGCAUUUUGAAAAAGUAAUUUAUUGAAAACAACAAUUAAACUGAAAUAUGCUGUUUAACAGCUGAUCAAAAGUUUAAGACCAAAGGCUAUAAAAGCCAAAACUGCUCAAAAUGUUCAUUUUCUGUCAGGCAUUCACAUGGUCAUGCCCUCCUGAUGGCUAAAGCUAAGAAGCUUUCUCUUUUUGAACGUGGUGGGAUUGUUGAGCUGCAUAAGCAAGGCCUCUCGCAGCGUGCCAUUGCUGCUGAGGUUGGGUGCAGUAAAUCAGUCAUUCUAAAUUUUUGUAAAGAUCCUGAGCAUUAUAGAACAAAAAAGUCAAGUGGUAGACCCAAAAAAAAUCACACGAUUGGCUGUCCAUCAAGACACAGGGCGGUCUUCCACCCAAAUUAAGGCCCCAACUGGUGCCGACUGCAGCGCAAUAACCAUCAGACGGCAUCUGCGGGAAAAGGUUUUAACAAACAAAAAACGAAUUCAAAGACCUCAUCUCCUUCAACGCCACAAAACUGCCCGUUUAGACUUUGCCAGGGAGCAUCAAACAUGGGACAUUGAAAGGUGGAAAAAAGUUUUAUUCUCUGACAAGAAAAAAUGUGACCUUGACGGUCCAGUUGGCUUCCAACAUUACUGGCAUGACAAGGAGAUCCCACCUGAGAUGUUUUCUACCCGGCACAGUGGAGGGGGGUCCAUCAUGGUCUGGGGUGCUUUUUCAUUCAGUGGAACACAGGAGCUUCAGGUGGUGCAGGGUCGUCAAACGGCGGCUGCUUACAUGCAGAUGUUGCAGCGGGCAUCCCUCAUGACUGAGGGUCCUCGUCUGUGUGGUAACAGCUGGGUUUUUCAACAGGACAACGCUGCAGUUCACAAUGCUGACUUGACCAAGGACUUCUUCAGGGAGAAUAACAUCACUCUUUUGGACCAUCCUGCAUGUUCCCCUCAUUUAAAUCCCAUAGAGAACAUUUGGGGAUGGAUGGCAAGGGAAGUUUAUAAAAAUGGCCAUCAGUUCCAGACAGUUGAUGCCCUUCGUGACGCCAUCUUCACCACUUGGAGCAAUGUUCCCACUAGCCUCCUGGAAACACUCGCAUCAAGCAUGCCCAAACCCAUUUUUGAAGUGAUGAACAAGAACGGUGGAGCUACUCAUUACUGAGUCCUACAGACAACAUUUUUUGUUCUGGUUUGGAGAGUUUUUUGUCAUUUUUUCAGCGAUGGUCUUAAACUUUUGAUCAGCUGAUAAACAGCUUUCAGUUUUCAAUAAAUUACUUUUUCAAAAUGCUUUUUGUCUCACUCCCCUUUCUUGUUUUUGCAUAUUGUAGCUCUACUUAAAACCUCAUUAAGAUCCAAACGUGCAAAAUGCAAAUUCUAGCAAUUUUUCAACUGGUCUUAAGAUUUGAUCAGGAGUAUAUAAAUAAUAGUAACAAUAAAUCGCAAACGCAGUGAACUAAAUAACACAAACAUAACGUGUGAGUGUCAUAAUGGUGGUGGUGUACAGAGGCAAAAUGAAAAAGACAUACUUCCUGAUGUCCAAAUAUUUGCAGGCACAGUAUGGACCUAACUGUCAUUUAUUUGCUGUGCAGUGGAAAAGUACUCAUUCAUUCACAAACAUUACUACAAUGACUACUCCCUUUAUGUAGGAGCCUUCAAAAGCUCUUUAGUCAAUAUUUCCUUUAAACCAGAAGUCGUCCAUUCUUUUAAAAACUGUAUAAUUUACCUCAUGAUGGCAAUACUUGAAGUCUGUUUUUGUUCAGCAUAAACAGAAGCAGUUUGUUAUUUCUUUAAAGAAGGACUUAAUUCUCCAAGCUGUUUUCACGCAAUGCUGCAAUAUGCAGAUAUAAAUGGGACUUUGCAUGCUUUUUUGCCAAGAAGGGAUUUCACAAUUUGUUGUUUAUCCUUUUAUUCAUUACAACACGAAUGAAAACAAUUCGGCGCAUCUUUUCCAAAUAAAUAUAGUGCCUUUGUGUUUUUUUUAUGGGCUGUCAAAAUGCUACUGGUCUAAAUGAAUAUUGUCUGUUUUAAAAUGGUGAACUUGAUGAUGAUUUACAUAUGAAAUGUUUAACGAAACAGCCAAGUAAACAGGAUCAGUGUCAGAAUGAUUGGGAUUCAGUUGUUUUUUGGGGUUUUUUUUGCAUAUAAAAGAUUGAAUGGUGCUUUAAUCUUGGAGUACAAAUACACUUAAUUUAUGUAAAUUAAGCAAGCAGGCCAUAAUGGCAUCAAUUAUACUAUUUAAAUGCAGAUAAAUAAUGAAUAAAAAGGAUAAAUGAACAUUUAAGGUUGCUUUUACCUUCACUGAAGGCGUGACUGUUCCCAAA
This is a messenger RNA of Dunckerocampus dactyliophorus (ringed pipefish), 6130 nucleotides long. Its product is annotated as zinc transporter ZIP11-like. The transcript is spliced from 10 exons. Bases 136 to 1158 code for a protein of 340 amino acids. Gene Ontology annotation, biological process: zinc ion transmembrane transport. Gene Ontology annotation, molecular function: zinc ion transmembrane transporter activity. Lineage: Eukaryota; Metazoa; Chordata; Actinopteri; Syngnathiformes; Syngnathidae. Gene Ontology annotation, cellular component: membrane. The record is from RefSeq and is a predicted model, not a curated record.